AUGGGGUGGUCGCUCGUUCCUUCCAUUUUGACACCAGACUAUACCUGGCCCGCACCACUGUUGUCUUCCGUCCAACGAUCCACCCCGCCAGUCCCACCUAUACCGAGCAGCGCCAGCAGGCGGAUAUGGGGAAUCAUACACAAGGGACUGGAAUACUUCUCUCGCUGGUACUGUCAUUGGUAUGGCAUCUAUGACCCCUACAUCAUCCACCUACCCUUCGGCCUGGUUCUGAAAUGGACAAACCGGACAAGUCUCGGCGAGGUUGCCGCGAUGCAGAUGGUCAGAGCUGCUGGCAUUCCUGCUCCGAAAGUGAUCAGCGUUGGCGAACACCCAAAUGCUUUUCUCAACAGAAAUAUCUCCAUCCUGAUGACAAGACUGCCUGGUAUCACGCUGGACUAUUUCGACGACAAUCCGUUGGACGACGAGAUCAAGGACCCAUGGCUGGAGGAACUGAAGAUCUGCGUCGAAGCCAUGCGGUGCUGGGAACCGCCCUGUCAGGACGCCAUUUGUUCGCCUAUUGGUACGGAAUUGCGAAGCUCGAGGGUCCCCGACCAUGUUAUGGGCCCGUUUAAGAACCAUACUGAGUUCUACGACCAUCUUUUCUAUCCCGCCUCGAGGCAUGGAUUCGACUCGGAUGAAGAGUACGAGGAGGCUUUUUUGCUGGCGAGUCGGCUGCGACAACGUCCGUACCAGCUCAAGUUUACUCAUGGGGACUUCAAGAGACAUAAUAUCCUCGUGGAUGACGACGGACAUCUCGCGGGGUUUCUCGAUUGGGAGUCCGGAGGCUGGUACCCGGAGUACUGGGAAUUUACUACAGCGAUGCGCUUUGGAAGUCUUGGCUGGUGGUAUCAAGUUGCGUCUUGGAUGGGCGGAGAUCAGUACCUUGAUGAGUUGGCGUCCGACAAGGCCUUGAAUGCGCUGACCGUCGAUUCCUAUAUCUUCAUGCCCUGA
This is a messenger RNA of Aspergillus mulundensis, 951 nucleotides long. Its product is annotated as Phosphotransferase family protein. The transcript has a single exon. Bases 1 to 951 code for a protein of 316 amino acids. The record is from RefSeq and is a predicted model, not a curated record. Lineage: Eukaryota; Fungi; Ascomycota; Eurotiomycetes; Eurotiales; Aspergillaceae.